AUGGAUGUCCUCCAGAAAUCCGUCCUGGAUCCUCUCCAGCCCGUCCUUCGCCCGAUCGUCUCGGCCGUACCCGAACCCGUGCACGAUGCGAUCAUCUCGCUGAUCGGCCAGUCCUGCCACAACGCCUUGGUGGUCGAUCUCGACAUCAGCAAGGACCCCGCCUGUACCUCGCUGGCCAUUUCGAAGGCGCUGGGCAUCGCCAUCGUCGGCGCCAGCGCCAUCGUCAAGGUGCCCCAGAUCCUGAAGCUGAUCAACUCGCGCUCGUCCGCCGGCGUCUCCUUCGUCUCGUAUGCGCUGGAGACGGCCAGCCUGCUCAUCACGCUGUCGUACAGCGUGCGCAACAACUUCCCCUUCAGCACCUUCGGCGAGUCAGCCUUGAUCGCCGUGCAGGAUGUGGUGGUCGGGGUCCUGGUGCUGGUGUUUGCGGGCCGAUCCGCGGCCGCGGCGGCGUUCGUGGCGGUCGUCGCCGCCAGUGUGUAUACCUUGCUUUUCGACCAGACCCUCGUGGAUGCGAAGACGAUGUCCCUGCUACAGGCCGGUGCGGGCGCGCUGGGUGUGGCCAGCAAGGCGCCCCAGAUUUUUACGAUUUGGAGUGAGGGUGGCACUGGCCAGUUGAGUGCAUUUGCCGUCUUCAACUACCUCGCCGGUUCUCUGUCGCGCAUUUUCACGACUCUGCAAGAGGUGGACGACAAGCUGAUCCUGUACGGAUUCAUUGCCGGAUUCUCGCUGAACCUGAUCCUCGCGGCUCAGAUGUUGUACUACUGGAACAGCCCGGCCAAGUCGCAGGUCAAGAAGCAGACCAAGGGCAAGCCUAUUGCCAGCGCCAGCGCCAGCGCCGCGGGCGUCUCGACCCCGAAGCCCAGCGCCACCAGCUCGGGCAUUUCCUCGCCCAAGCCAUCCGGCAAGACUCCCACUACCCGGCGACGCGGUUGA
This is a messenger RNA of Aspergillus aculeatus ATCC 16872, 933 nucleotides long. RefSeq names its product putative monosaccharide-P-dolichol utilization protein. Lineage: Eukaryota; Fungi; Ascomycota; Eurotiomycetes; Eurotiales; Aspergillaceae. The coding region runs from base 1 to 933 and encodes 310 amino acids. The record is from RefSeq and is a predicted model, not a curated record. The transcript has 2 exons.